Messenger RNA from Schizosaccharomyces japonicus yFS275, 1173 nucleotides. RefSeq names its product G-protein alpha subunit. Gene Ontology annotation, biological process: G protein-coupled receptor signaling pathway; positive regulation of conjugation with cellular fusion; signal transduction. The coding region runs from base 1 to 1173 and encodes 390 amino acids. Lineage: Eukaryota; Fungi; Ascomycota; Schizosaccharomycetes; Schizosaccharomycetales; Schizosaccharomycetaceae. Gene Ontology annotation, molecular function: guanyl nucleotide binding; G-protein beta/gamma-subunit complex binding; G protein-coupled receptor binding. The record is from RefSeq and is a predicted model, not a curated record. The transcript has a single exon. Gene Ontology annotation, cellular component: heterotrimeric G-protein complex; cortical dynamic polarity patch; plasma membrane.
AUGGGCUGUUUCAGUAGCAAGAUUGACCGGAGCUUAGACGAUGGAGCGUCGGCGUACAAGGAGAAGUCGCGGUCGCCAAAGUCGGAUUCGACACUGGUGGGUAGCUCAUCGAAGAAAAAUGGCAAGGCUGCCAUGAACAAGGGCGGCAGAGUAGAAGACGUUGCGAAUGAAGUCAAAGUUCUGCUGCUCGGAGCCGGCGACAGCGGCAAAUCAACGAUUAUGAAGCAGAUGAGGUUGCUGUACAGUCCCGGAUUCAGCCAAUCGGCGCGCAAGCAGUACAAGACGCCGAUUCUGGAAAACGUUCUUGUGUCGCUGCGACUGCUGCUGGCGUCAAUGGAGGCACACAAUCUGCAGUUGCUGCGCGAAAACGAACAGUACGUGCCAAUUGUUGCACAACCAACGGUGCUGCAUCCGGAAGAGCCGGUACCGGAGUCCGUGGCACAAGCAGUGAGAGCCAUCUGCAGCGACCCCAAUGCUGUUGCAGCACUGGAGUUUGGCACACAGUUCUCGCUCAUGGAUAACUUCUAUUAUUUCCGCGACCACGUUGAACGGCUCUUUGACCCGGACUACGUGCCCACCGACCAGGACAUUCUGCACUGCCGUGUGAAGACGACAGGUAUUACGGAGGAGUCGUUUGUUCUGAACCGUUACCGGUACCGGUUCUUCGAUGUCGGUGGCCAGCGUUCUGAGCGGCGCAAGUGGAUCCACUGCUUCGAGUCAGUGUCGGCCUUGCUGUUCCUUGUCUCCCUGACGGGUUACGACCAAUGUCUUGUGGAGGACAACACAGGAAACCAGAUGCAGGAAGCCCUUUUACUCUGGGAUUCCAUCUGCAACUCCAACUGGUUCGCCAGCUCUGCAAUGAUUCUUUUUCUGAAUAAGCUCGAUUUGUUUGAGCGUAAGAUUCACAUCUCGCCCAUCCAACCACACUUCCCUGACUACCAAGAGUACUUGUCAACACCCACGUUUGUGCAGACGCAGUGUCCAACUGCUGAUGCUGGGGUUCGCAGUGCCAUGUACUUUUUUUACCUUAAGUUUGAAAGCCUCAACCGUGUGGCAUCACGCAGUUGUUACUGCCACUUUAUCACUGCCACUGACACUAGCCUGCUUCAGCGCGUGAUGGUUUCCGUGCAGGAUACGAUCCUGUCAAAUAAUCUUGAGUCGCUUAUGUUUUAG